CAAAUAAAAACCCAACUCACCACCCCCCCCAAAAAAAAACAAAAACCCAAAAACAAAAACAAAAUACACCCUCUUAUUGAGUCCCUGUGCACCUCCUCCAAAUCUCUCUCUCUCUCUCUCUCUCUCUCUCUCUCUCUCUCUCUCUCUCUCAUCAUCAUCAUCAUCAUCAUCAUCUAUGAGGAUCAGAAGGAGACCUCCUCCUCAUCCUCCUCCUCCUCUCAUAUCCACAACCAUGGUGUUAGAUCCAUCUCCUCCACCCCAAGAAGAGAGUGGGAAAACACAAGUGCAUGAGCAAAGAGAUGGGCUAUUACUAUUGCACCAAGAUGGAGAUCUACUGCAUCUUGGUGUGGGAAAAGGUUUACCCAGUAGUGGAUCUGAUCCUUCUCCUCCCCACCUCUCAAGUUCUUGCAUUUCACCCACCAUUACCACCCAUGUGCAGGUGCUUGAGGAGGAGGAACAAGUAAAUAGUAAUGAGAGCAAAUUCAAUGGUUGUGAUGGGGAACCAGAAGAGAAAACAAUAAUAGUGGGGGAAAAGAACAAGGCCAAGUACAUGAGAGCCAAAGCUAGUAGUAGCUCUAAUGGAAGUGAUGAACAUGGGAAGAGGGAAAAGCGGCGAAGGCGCAGCCCGGCGGUGCUGAUGGAGGGGUCACGGUGCAGCCGCGUGAACGGGCGGGGGUGGCGGUGCUGCCAGCCGACGCUCGUCGGCUACUCGCUGUGCGAGCAUCACUUGGGGAAGGGGGCGCGGCUGCGGAGCGUGAGUAGCGUGCGCGGUCGACUCGGCUGCUCGACGAAGAAAGGAGUAGGGGACGGGCCGUCGACGACGACGAAGAUCGCGACGACGGUGAAGGCUCGGUCGAUAAGCAGCUUGCUCGACGUCGAGAGCGACGAUACCACCCAUUCAGAAUCGCUAUCGUCGUCAUCGUCGCUACCGCCGCCGCCACCGAAUGCCGCCACAUCUAAAGGUGAAAUUGCCAUGCUUUGAUUUUAUGUGCUAACACCCUUAAUGAGGAUCACACUUUGUUGAACUUCAGAUGUAUUUUUUUGUGAUUUUUGGGUAAGAUUAAUGGAAUAUAUUUUGGAGAUAUUGAGUUGAUUUGUUAGAAAA
This is a messenger RNA of Ananas comosus (pineapple), 1105 nucleotides long. RefSeq lists its product as uncharacterized. The record is from RefSeq and is a predicted model, not a curated record. Lineage: Eukaryota; Viridiplantae; Streptophyta; Magnoliopsida; Poales; Bromeliaceae. Bases 176 to 982 code for a protein of 268 amino acids. The transcript has 3 exons.